AUGGGGAGGAGGAUUUUGAAUGAUGCGCUGAGGACGAUCGUGAAUGCGGAGAGACGAGGAAAAGCUUCGGUGGAGCUGAAGCCAAUCUCCACCGUCAUGUCUUCGUUCCUGAGAAUCAUGAAGGAAAAAGGUUAUAUCAAGAACUUUCAAGUCUAUGAUCCACAUAGAGUUGGUAGAAUAACAGUUGAUCUGCAAGGGAGGGUUAAUGACUGCAAAGCUCUUACCUACAGGCAAGACGUUAGGGCUAAAGAGAUUGAGAAAUACACAGAACGCACACUUCCAACACGUCAGUGGGGUUAUGUUGUAAUGACAACUCCGGAUGGGAUUUUGGACCAUGAAGAAGCAAUUAAACGGAAUGUUGGUGGUCAGGUUCUUGGUUUCUUUUAUUGA
Messenger RNA from Microthlaspi erraticum, 390 nucleotides. The record is from the annotation of a GenBank genome assembly. NCBI's taxonomy places the organism in Eukaryota, Viridiplantae, Streptophyta, Magnoliopsida, Brassicales, Brassicaceae.